Molecule: messenger RNA, 353 nt
Organism: Pyricularia oryzae 70-15
Lineage: Eukaryota; Fungi; Ascomycota; Sordariomycetes; Magnaporthales; Pyriculariaceae
Exons: 2
Coding region: 157-336 (59 amino acids)
Source: RefSeq, a predicted model, not a curated record
GGGAGAGGAAAAUAAAAAGAGGGCAAAGAAAUAGUAGAAACGAAACUCUUCCAGAAGCCGUGAGCAGCCGUCGCCAAUCUGCUUCGUCGUCGUCCAUAUGUUUGAAACCAGCCAACCUUCCAAGAUUUCACAGGGGCUUGCGCACUAACAAACAUCAUGCAAGCUAGCAUCGUAUCCCGAACUGGAUCGACCUUGAAAUUCACAUACAGCAGGAUGAGCAGUGUCAUGACGGCAAUGGAGUAUUUUCUCCGACCAAGGGUAGGUGGUAUUAAUGGAUUGAUGAAUUUCCUCUUCAUACUCAACGCCACUCGUCGGCAAUUUGUUUUUUUGUCUUGAAAUUCGAUCAUCUCACG